Fusarium venenatum is the source of this 1467-nucleotide messenger RNA. Its product is annotated as Alpha/Beta hydrolase protein. Lineage: Eukaryota; Fungi; Ascomycota; Sordariomycetes; Hypocreales; Nectriaceae. The record is from RefSeq and is a predicted model, not a curated record.
AUGAAGCUUCCCGCAUCCUGCUUAUUAGCCUUGCUGGCUAGCAGCUCAGCUCUCAACAUCCCUUCGCACCAUGACGCUCCCUUGACCGUUGAGACAACAUCCGGCGAACUGACAGGCUUUAUCAAUCAGACUGCCCCUUCUGUUCGUCAAUUCCUCGGUGUUCCCUUCGCUGAACCACCAUUGAAGUCCCUUCGCUUCCAACCUCCUCGUCGCGUACACAGCAAGGGUUCAAUCUCAGCCAAGAAGUAUGCGCCAUCAUGCAAACAAGCCAUAAGCAAGGCGCCAACGGUCUAUACUGAGCACAUGACACAGUUCCUGAUCAACGGCGGCGACUCAGAAGAUUGUUUGUAUCUCAACGUCUACGCCCCGUUGAAACCAACUACGAAACGCUUACCUGUCUUCAUCUACAUCCCAGGUGGCGGCUUCACUGGCGGCGGCGCCGACUCGCUUUACAAGAUUCCUGAUAAAUGGAUCCAGAGGACUCAAUCUCACAUCGUCGUCACAAUGAACUAUCGCGUUAAUCUAUUCGGCUUUCCCAAUGCUAAAGAAGCGCACCAGAACGUUGGUUUGCUGGACCAGCGCAUGGUCGUCGAGUGGGUACGCGACAAUGUUGCUGCUUUUGGAGGCGAUCCCCACCAAAUGGUUCUCUGGGGACAGUCUGCUGGUGCGGGAUCAGUAGGAAUGUAUGGAUACGCGUAUCCUAAGGACUUGAUUGUCAAAGGCCUGAUCUCUGACUCCGGAGCGCCGAGUAUGCUGGCCAAGGUGUAUGGUAACCACACCGACUUUGACACUAUUGCUACCAAGGUCGGAUGCAAGACAGGCAACAAGCAGUUGAAGUGUAUGCAGGAGAUUGAUGCUUCAGUUUUGCAAAAGGUUUACUCGGAAACGGCAGGUGUUUCAUUCACACCUGUAGGAGACAAUAUGACAGCCUUUUCCAACACAACCGAUCGCCUUGCCAAAGGUCUUGUCACGAAAGUCCCUUGGAUUUUCGGUAAUAAUGCCAAUGAAGGCGCUGGUUUUGGAGCCUAUAACGAGAGUGGGGUAUCUUCUGCACAGAUUGCUAUUGGUCUGGGUGCAAUUGUUUGUCCUGUUGCCGCAGAAGUCAGUGCUCGUGCUAAAUUUGGAUACCCGACUUAUCGAUACUACUACACUGGAAACUUCUCCAAUAUCUCACCGCUUUCUUGGAUUGGAGCAACACACAGUGCUGAGUUGCCCCUCUUGUUCGGAACCCAUUAUGAAUAUCGUGGCAACUCUACAGAGUACGAGUGGCAAGUCGCAAACGGAAUGCAGAGUCUAUGGCUCUCAUUCGCAAAGAAUCCCAACAAACAUCCGACUGAUGGCAAUGGUGUGACCUGGCCGUUGUACAAGCCUGGCCAGAAGAAGAUGGCCGUCUUUGCAGAGACGGGCAAGAAAUGGUUCCAGCUAGGUGCUGAGAGCCUCACGGAGAACCAAUGUAGCAAGGCAUGA